CGGAUCAGGCAGUUCUUGUGGCGGGGGUGGCUCUCGGAUUUAAGGUCGUCCCAGGUCCCUGUUUUUGACCUGUCGGUCCAGGAUGGACUCCGAGGAGGACGCCGCACCAUUGGCGAUGGCUACAGGGCCGUCCGCGGAACGGCUUCAGUUUCAGGAGCCGGUGACCUUCCGGGACGUGGCUGUGGACUUCACCCAGGAGGAGUGGGGGCAACUGGGCCCUGCCCAGAGGACCCUGUACCGUGACGUGAUGCUGGAGACCUUUGGGCACCUGCGGUCUGUGGGGCCUGAGCUUCCCAAACCCGAAGUCAUCUCCCAGCUAGAGCAAGGAGCUGAGCUGUGGGUGGCGGAUAGAGGAAUCACCCAGGGCUGCUGUCCAGGCUGGGAACAUGGGCUUGAAGGUCAAGCAGCACUCACACAACAGAGCCUUCCUGAGGGGGAGGCAUCCCCUGUCACAGAGAAGGGGGCCUUCCUGAGGGAUGUUCCCUGUCCUGCCACACUGGGGGAAGACUGGAACCAUGAGGGCCAGGUAAAGGCACCUGAGAAGAACCAAUUGGAAUGUUGCCUCAAGAAAGCACCAAUUCAAGAUGGAAGCCACGAAAGUCUCAGACUUGUAGAAAAUCAUGUGCUGAGUUCAAACGCAUUCCCAGAGGUUUCUGGGAGAGGAUAUUUCUGGACUCACAAAUCACAGGUUACAAAUUCGGAAAGUGACUCCAGCUUAGUGGGUCAGCACGCUGGCUCCUCAGGAGAAUGGCCACGUGACAGCAGCUGCAGCUCAGCCUCCCGCCAGGCCGUUGCAGGUAUGGAGCUCACGCAGAGCCUGGUGCGGGAGAAGCCCUACAAGUGCACGGACUGCGGGAAGGCCUUCAGCCACAAUGCACACCUCACAGUGCACAGGCGCAUACACACAGGCGAGCGGCCCUACGUGUGCAGAGAGUGCGGCAAGGCCUUCAGCCAGAACUCCUCGCUGGUGCAGCACGAGCGCAUCCACACGGGCCACAAGCCCUAUAAGUGCGCUGAGUGUGGCAAGUGCUUCUGCCACAGCACGCACCUCACCGUGCACCGCAGGAUUCAUACUGGUGAGAAACCUUACGAGUGCCAGGACUGCGGGCGCGCCUUUAACCAGAACUCCUCCCUUGGCCGGCACAGGCGCACACACACAGGCGAGAGGCCAUACUCCUGCAGCGUGUGCGGGAAGGCCUUCUCGCGGACCACGUGUCUGUUCCUGCACCUGAGGACGCACACAGAGGAGCGCCCCUACGAGUGCAACCACUGUGGCAAGGGCUUCAGGCACAGCUCCUCCCUGGCCCAGCACCAGCGCAAGCAUGCCGGUGAGCAGCCCUACGAGUGCCGCCAGAGGCUGGUCUUUGAGCAUACGGCUGCACUGACCCAGCACGAGUGGGCAGAUGCCCUAGGCUGCAACCCAGCUUUGAAUCCCAGUGACAGUGCUCAUCGGAGUGACAGGCCCUUCAAGUGCAGUCAGUGUGGGAAGUGUUUCAUUCAGAGCUCACACCUCAUCCGGCACCAGGUAACUCACACAAGGGAGGAGCCCCAUAGCGGGAACUGGCAGCGGGAGCAGCCCCGUGGCCGGGGCUCGCAUCAGCACAUGUGCCCAGGCGAGACUCCUGGGGGCGGGACAAAGGCCAGACAGCCUGCAAGCAGGGCGCUUGCCCUAUUUGACAUCCACAAAAUCAUUCAAGAGAAAAGCCCAGUGCAUGUUAUUGGGGUAGAAGAACCUUCUGUGGGCACUUCCGUAUUAUUUGACAUCAGAGACUCCACAUAGGAGAGAAUGUCUACAGAUGACUUUGAACCACAGGUACAAAAAUUUGAUGCUGUGAGUGCCACAACAAUGGGGUUUCUGUGGUGGCAGAACUGGCUUUGCAGCUCAUCUCCAGGUUCUGUCUACGAGAUCCUCUCGAAGUCCCAGGUGUGUUUUUGUGGUCCCAACUUCCCUCUGGGGUUGUCCUCGCAUAUCUCCCUUGUCAGCCCUUACUUUUCAUAGCUCUGUCCUCACACCUCGGCCACAUCACCUUCCAUUUCAUUCUUGGCAGAUAGCCUUCCAUUUGCAUUGCUAAGAAAAGGUGUUUUUUCAGACAGACAGGGCUUCAGUGAUGGUUCUGUGAGGUAGUAUUAUUCUAUAUAUAAGGAAGAUAAAGCAUGGGACAAAAGUACACAGUAACUAGAACAAAAGUAACCAUCCCGAGGUUACACAGCCAGGAGGUGGAGAUACAACUUGAAGUCAACACCCAGUUAACAGUGGCUUUAAACAAAUAAGGUUUUCUGUGAAGGUUGUCCCUGCAGCACCUCAGCUACUUCAGAGGCAGUGUUUUCUGCAGCUCUUGCAACCUUUCCCUCAGUUGCAGUGAGGCUACUGUGGCCUCUGCUAUUGCAUCCAAAUCAAGACUGGAAGGGGGGGAAGGUCAGGCCAAUGCUAAUCUCUGAUGAGGUUUCAAAGAAAAGGCUGCCCCAGAAGCCUCCAGCAAAUGCCCACUUAUGGCCCAGAUGGGGUCACACGGCCACCCCUAGUAACAUAGGGAUUUGAAGAGCUAGUAUUUAACUUUCACAACCUCUGUGGCAGGGACCUGUACCCUGAGAAAGGGGCUUGGGAAGUGGGUAAUGGGUCGGCAACCAGCAGCAUCUGCCACCUAUCUCCUCCAGUCUUGCCAGGCUCCCUGUUGCUUGAUCAGGCGCCACUUACUCUCAGCCCCAUCACUUCGUCUCCUGGAUUGUCCAGCCUGAUGGCAGGGCCCUCCCCAUCGCAAUGCCCAGUGCCCGGUAUUCUGGGAUCCUGCCCUCUUCUGGAUCCCUUCCACCUCUUGAGGGCCUUCUUGUCCUCCCCCUCACCUCUUAAAUGUUGGGGUCCCCAGGACAGUGCCUGGGAGACCCACCUUGUACUCCAUACCCUCCCCAGAUGUCCUCAUCUACACCCAUGUCUUUAUGCUGCUCACUGCCAAAUCUUCGCCUCUGGUGCUGAGUUCUGAGCUUCAGGCUGAACAGAAAUGUGUGCUGCUGGGCAGCUCAAACCAGUCACCCUUACCCCAGUCCCUUUCAUGGGUACGUCGCCACCACCAUCCCAUCCCUAGAGCCAGAAGGUAGGUAUCCUGUUGGCCUCUGUGGCCUCCCUUUGUAUCUACUUUGUGGGCCUACCUCUAAAGCCUUACCACCUAAACGUCCACUCCCCACCUCAUCCUGUCUUUACUAUCACCACCACCAGUGCUGGACAGCCCUGAGAGAAGUGACAGGUCACCAAGUGGCCCAGCCACCAAAGUCCCACUUUUGACUGUUCCUUUUCACUCCCCAUCAGUGGUAUGGGGUGCAGACUCAGGAAUGCUUCAGAUACCAGUGCCCUCUGGGAAGCAGAGACCUGGCUGUGACUUAAUGGUUCUAGACGGCUCCAGAAGCUGGGCCUGAGAUUGCCCCGUUCCCUCCCUUCACCUGGGCUUUGAAAUGGCAGCCCCUGAAGGGUCAUGUUUUCAUGGUUUUCAGAAUGGACGCUGGGUGAGCUGAGGUCACAGUGGCCUCGCUGAGUAAGCUGGGAACCAGCUUGUCACUGUUGGCACACGCCUCCCUGCCCUGGGCAGCAAACAUCUUGGCAAAUUUUCAAUUUCUUAUUUCGCAUCACAUUUUAUAGGCAUAAUGCUCCUACUGAUUUCCUCAUAGAUAUUUGUAAACAGGCAGAUAAGAAACUCCUCGGGAAAUUAUAAGCUAGUGAAAAUACAUGGUUUCAUUAGUUUAUAAAAGUAAUGCAAAUUCUUUGUUAGCAAAACCUGGAAAGUGUACAAAAGUAAAAGAAUAUACAAAAGUAUGAAGAUUAUUUAAAAUUUAAUUCUUCAUACUUCUACCAUCCCUAGAUGGUCAUUACCAUUAAGAUUUUGUUAAUUGUCCUUGUAAUUAUUUUCUUUAAAAUAUGUAUGUAUACAUAUAGUGUAACAGUAAACCUUAUACACACAAAAUACAUGUAUAUGUAGUUAUGAUUAGAAAAUUGGACUCCCUCCUGAGUCUCUUGUAACAUGUGCUUCUUACUAUAUUUUGAGCAUUUUUCUCUGACAGUGAAUUUCAUGUAGCUUUUUAAAUUACCUUUUAGGAGGACUGUGGCAAUGUGCCCUCCACCCAGCAUUUUACCAGCCUUUUAUCCAAAAGGAGGAGGAGACUUUUGUACAGUUUCAGGAGGAAUAUGCAUUGAUACAGCCUCUGUGGAGGGUGGCUUAUCAGUUGCUAGCUAACUUACAAACAGAAACCCUUUGUCUCAGCAAAUCUGUUUCUGGGCAUGGAUCCUACAGGUAUUUGUAUGCAUGCAGACUGUUUGUACAUGGUUUUCACUACAGUGUUGAUUUCAAAAGUGAAAAUUUGGAACCAACCUCAGUGGCCACAAUGGGGAACUAGCUAAGUGACUUAUGGUGUGGAAUGGAGAACGACACAGACUUAAAAAUGGAGACUGUCUUUAUGUACUAAUGUGGGAAGAGUUCCAAGAUACAGUGUUAAGUGAAAAAGUGUAAACUGUGUGUAGUAUGUUUCCCAUUUGUGUAAAGAGGAAACAUUUGCUUACACACACACACACACACACACACACACACACACGCGCGCGCGACAUGAAAAUCUACAAAGUAACAAUUGUUCUUAGGGAGGAGAAAUGGAAAGGGAUGAGGAAUAAUUUUCAGCCUAUAUCUUUAUUUUAUUAAAGAUUUUAUUGGGGAAUUGGGGAAGGGGAACAGACAAGUUGCUGUCGU
This is a messenger RNA of Hipposideros armiger (great roundleaf bat), 4724 nucleotides long. RefSeq names its product zinc finger protein 8 (gene ZNF8). The record is from RefSeq and is a predicted model, not a curated record. The coding region runs from base 83 to 1780 and encodes 565 amino acids. Lineage: Eukaryota; Metazoa; Chordata; Mammalia; Chiroptera; Hipposideridae. Gene Ontology annotation, cellular component: nucleus. The transcript has 5 exons. Gene Ontology annotation, molecular function: RNA polymerase II cis-regulatory region sequence-specific DNA binding; DNA-binding transcription factor activity, RNA polymerase II-specific. Gene Ontology annotation, biological process: regulation of transcription by RNA polymerase II.